AUGGAGACUUGGAUUCCUCUUCCUGCAGCCUUGCCGCAACGACCUCUGCAGCUGAGCAAAGUUAUCCAGCGCAAAUCCGAUUCUUUCUGUUCUUGGUCGAGGCCAUCGAGAAUUUGCACCCUCAGUACCUUGCUUUUGGCAAAGCGGCAGGUGUAUUCAGCCCGCAAAUGUAUGGCUCCGGUGGAAACUUUCGAAGAUGCAGAGGGUAUUGACGACACUGACGACAGUGCGGCUGAACAGGAACGGCGGAGCUUUGAGACCUGUGUUGGUUCCUAUGCUUGGCUUUACGAAGCGCAGGACUUUGACUGGAGGUCUUUGGCAGGGAGAAGAGAAAGAGCACCCAAGACGACGGUAGCGCUGAUCAUAGGCUACCUGGGCCAUAAUUUCUUGGGGCUGCAGCAGCCUUGCUUUCGUGGGACUCAGUUUGCUCAUGCUGUUGAGACCGAGCUGGAGCUCGCGCUCCUCAAGGCCGGCGCAAUGAUUCCUGAGAAUUUUGGGAACCUUUGCAGGCUACGAUGGAGCCGCGUUGGUCGGACAGAUGCUGGAGUAAGCGCAUCAUGCAAUGUUGUCACCGGCCGCCUCAUCGUUGAGAAGGAUGACCAGGCCUUGGAUGACCUGGUGGAUCGAAUCCGAGAGUUUCUGCCUCGGGAUUUGGCAAUCCAUGGUGCAGCCUUUGUGUCGAAACGCUUCAGUGCUCGAUGGGAAGGAACUCGACGGGAAUACUUGUUUCUCUUGCCAAGUUUCUGUGUUGCCCCCACCUUGACAAUGACAAGAACAUGGCUGGCCAAGAACAGGCCGGGUGAGGCCCCCACGGACUUUUCCGUUGAGGACCUCCAAAAGCUGGAAGACGCGUUGGGACUCCGCAAGAUCCGCCUCUCGUCCGAGCACCUGAAGUGCUUUCGCCUUGCUCUUGCUUCGUUCGAAGGGACGCAUUUCUUUGGAAACUUUGCAAACAAGAAGCUUGAUCCGCGGGGGCCGCAAGGCUUCCGGCAUGUGCGGAGGGUACAUUGUGGCAAUCCUUGGGUGGACGAACACGGCCGUGAGUGGGUGACAGUGGAGAUUUGUGCGGAUAGCUUCCUCACCCAUCAGAUUCGCAAGAUGAUUGCUACGGCUGCUUUGGUGGCACAAGGUGCUUUAUCGUUGGAAUUCAUCGAUGCUGCGAUGCAUAGGCACUUGGAUGUGAAAACGCAGCGCUUUCCACCGAAUGGCUUGAUCUUCAAGAGGCCGUUCUUCAAGAGCAAGACAAGUACUGGACUGCCCUCUAGCGUAGAGGCGAAAUUGAACUCUGAGGAGGUGGCUGCUCGAAUGUUUGCCAUGCAGGAGUGGCUGCAAAAAGAAGUCAUAAAGGAAGCUGAAGAAGGUCUCAGUGCAGUCUACUGGCUUGCUUGCGUAGCCCAUUUUGAACCUGAGGAUAUGGAGAGCGAGGUGCUUCAGCAAUAUAGAAGAUUGAUGCCGAAGAACGAGCAGCACAUCAAGGCUAGACAAGCUGCAAGCACUCAGGUUGCUUGCAUCGUUGCUAGCCAGGGUGCGGAAUUAUGGCUUGGCCGACAUCGGCGUGCAAAGUAA
Messenger RNA from Durusdinium trenchii, 1566 nucleotides. The record is from the annotation of a GenBank genome assembly. NCBI's taxonomy places the organism in Eukaryota, Dinophyceae, Suessiales, Symbiodiniaceae.